AUGGAAGAAUUUUCUUUUUCUUUCUUGCCUAUUCUUCAUACAGUCUCUCUCUCUCUCUCUCUCUUUCUCUCUCACUUUCUUGCUCUCUACUCUCUAUUUCUACUGAUUAUUCUCUCUCUCACUUUUACUCUCACUUUCUUUCUCUAUUCUUCUCACAUUAAUCUCAGUUUGUUUACUAAUAUCUUAUUCUCAUUUUCGUCUUUAUUUAUUAAAUUAAUUUUCUAUUUCUUAAAUCUCUUUUUCAAUUUCUUCUUAAUUCUUUUUUUUUCUUAUUUCUCUUUCUCUUUCUUUUCACUUCUUCUUAACUCCCUUUUUCAAAAUGUCCUUUUUUCAUUCAAUUAUUCAUUUAGUAUUCCUUUUCCCUUUUCCCUUUUCUCUUUUAUCCACCCUUCUAUUUCACAUUUUUCUUCCCAUUCUCAACUCUCUUUGCUAUCUUUCUUGUAUUUUUCUUUAUUCAUUUUCUUCUCACUUUCUUCUGCUUAUUUAAUCUUUUAUUUAGUCUUUUUUCAUGCUCUUGUUUUCAAUAUUUUUUCUUUCUUUCCUCCUCCUCUUCUUUUUCCUGUCCUUCCCUCUCUCUUUUUUUAA
Messenger RNA from Acanthosepion pharaonis, 585 nucleotides. The record is from the annotation of a GenBank genome assembly. NCBI's taxonomy places the organism in Eukaryota, Metazoa, Mollusca, Cephalopoda, Sepiida, Sepiidae.